Molecule: messenger RNA, 3129 nt
Organism: Doryrhamphus excisus (bluestripe pipefish)
Lineage: Eukaryota; Metazoa; Chordata; Actinopteri; Syngnathiformes; Syngnathidae
Product: Y+L amino acid transporter 2
Biological process (GO): amino acid transmembrane transport
Cellular component (GO): membrane
Molecular function (GO): L-amino acid transmembrane transporter activity
Source: RefSeq, a predicted model, not a curated record
CUCAGUGCUGUGGGGAAAACACUGAACCGCAGGGAUUGCAACACCGGCCGCUCACAUGUGAGUUCACUGAUGUCUUACCCCUUUGGAGCACGAGUGACCCAUGACAGAGACGUGGUUCCCCAGGGACUAACACAGCAAUUCAACUGAAAUUUAAGCACAGCCACAAAAAUGGAGGAUCUGAAAGAGAAGAUGGAGGCCAUGUCCCACACCAUAUGCCCAAGAGGCUGCGUUCCAUCUGAAGAGGACUUAAAGGCCCCCAAAGAUGACAAAGUGCAGAUGAAGAGAGAAAUCUCCCUCAUCAACGGCAUCUGCCUCAUUGUCGGAAACAUGAUCGGCUCCGGGAUCUUCAUCUCACCCAAGGGAGUCCUCAUGCACAGCGCCUCCUACGGACUCUCCUUGCUCAUUUGGGCCCUGGGAGGCAUCUUCUCCGUGUUUGGCGCCUUGUGCUACGCAGAGCUCGGCACCACGAUUACCAAGUCUGGAGCCAGUUACGCUUACAUCUUGGAGUCGUUUGGCGGUUUUCUGGCCUUCAUCCGCCUGUGGACGUCCAUCCUGCUGAUCGAGCCGGCCAGCCAGGCUGUCAUUUCCCUGACAUUCGCCAACUACCUGGUGGAGGCUUACUAUCCUACCUGCAACCCCCCACACGACGCCGUGCGCCUCAUAGCUGCAGCCUGCCUUUGCAUCCUCAUCUACAUUAACUGUGCCUAUGUGAAGUGGGGGACUCUGAUCCAGGACAUCUUCACUUACGCUAAACUCUCGGCCCUCCUCAUCAUCGUAAUGGUAGGAAUUCUGAAAUUAUCAAGCGGAGAGACAAAGAGCUUUGAGAAUCCAUUUGAAGGUUCUUCAACGGAUCCUGGAGCCAUAGCGUUGGCCCUCUACUCAGCGCUGUUCUCCUACUCUGGAUGGGACACGCUCAACUUCGUCACAGAGGAGAUUGAAAAUCCAGAGAGGAAUCUACCACUCGCCAUCGCCAUCUCCAUGCCCAUCGUGACCAUCAUCUACCUGCUGACCAACGUGGCCUACUACGUGGUCCUCGACAUGCCUUCUCUGCUGGCCAGUGAUGCUGUCGCUGUGACUUUUGGGGAUGCGGUUCUGGGGCCAUUCAAAUGGAUCAUCCCUGUGUCGGUGGCCAUGUCUUGCUAUGGAGGACUCAACGCUUCCAUUAUUGCUGCUUCAAGGUUGUUCUUUGUGGGCGCUCGAGAGGGCCACCUCCCUGACAGCCUGAGUCUCAUCCACCUGGAGCGAUGCACCCCCAUCCCUGCACUGCUUUUCAACUGUUUAAUGGGCCUCAUCUUUCUGUGUGUGGAGGACGUGUUCCAGCUCAUCAACUACUUCAGCUUCAGCUACUGGCUCUACGUGGGCCUCUCUGUGGCCGGGCUCAUCUAUCUACGCUUCACCCAGCCAAGCAGACCCAGACCCAUCAAGCUGACCUUGUUCUUCCCCUUCGUGUACUGCCUGUGCAGUUUGUUUUUGGUCAUUGUCCCGCUGUAUGGCGACACCAUCAACUCUCUGAUAGGCAUCGGCAUCGCCCUCUCGGGGGUGCCUGUUUAUUAUGUGGCCAUCCACUUGCCCGAGGAUAAGAGGCCCAAAUUCUUACGCCUGCUCAAUAUCUUUACUACAAGAACAACCCAAAAGCUGCUCUACUGCUGCCUGACCACCAACAAUGCAACACAAGGGGCUGGUAAAAAACAGUAAGGGGUCAAGGAGUUGUCCCCUUUAUAAAGCGAAGGCCCCGCCCGCCCCGGCCUGGCCCGUCCACACGCUGUGUGACGUUCUGUCUGGAAAAAUGACCCCCCUGCACAUAUCCUUGAGCUACUGCUGCUGCCAGGUCAAGUUUAAAAAAAGACCUGUGGUGUCAAAAAACUGUCGAGGGAAGAAAGAGACACUUGUGACCCCCGAGUUAAAAAGCAGUAUCGUUCUCCGUGGAGAUCGCCGAGUAUCUUCCACAACAUCAUUGUAGAUAUGGAUGUUGACUUGCUAAAAAUUGAAAUGAAGGGACUUUUUUUUAUUGUGAUACAAACAAAGCUUAGUUUUUUUGACUUAUUGAGUGUUUGAAUCAUGAUGUGUUUUUCCACUGUAAUUAAAACAUCAAAUUCAUCCAAUUCCUCUGUGAAAAUAAUUGAUUAUAACGUCCCUCAUAUACAGUAGUGUGGAAAAGUGUUUGUUUUUGCUUGCUUGGGAAGGGAACUGCACUUUUUUGGAAUUUAGCCCAUCAUUCACAAUCCUUAUGUGAAGGAAGCAGAACUGGAGGUAGCAGAGAUGCGGAUGCUGAGGUUCUCAUUGGGAGUGACCAGGAUGGAUAGGAUCAGGAUCAGGUACAUCAGAGGGACAUUACAUGUAAGAAGCAUUGGAGGCCAGACUGAGAUGGUUGGGACAUGUCCAGAGGAGAGAUAGUGAACAUAUUGGUAGAAGGAUGCUGCGUUUAGAGCUGCCAGGUAGGAUGCUAAGGUUCUUAUUGGGAGUGACCAGGAUGGAUAGGAUCAAGUACAUUAGAGGGACAUUAUAUGUUAGAUGCCUUGGAGAUAAAGUCCUGUCGGCCAGACUGAGAUGGUUGGGACAUGUCCAGAGGAGAGAUAGUGAAUAUAUUGGUAGAAGGAUGCUGAGGUUCUCAUUGGGAGUGACCAGGAUGGAUAGGAUCAGGAAGGAGUACAUCAGAGGGACAUUACAUGUUAUUAGAGGCCUUGGAGAUGAAGUCAGUUAUCGGCCAGACUGAGAUGGUUGGGACAUGUCCAGAGGAGAGAUAGUGAAUAUAUUGGUAGAAGGAUGCUGAGGUUCUCAUUGGGAGUGACCAGGAUGGAUAGGAUCAAGUACAUCAGAGGGACAUUACAUGUUAGAGGCCUUGGAGAUAAAGUCCUGUAGGCCAGACUGAGAUGGUUGGGACAUGCCCAGAGGAGAGAUAGUGAAUAUAUUGGUAGAAGGAUGUUGCCAGGUAGGAGGCGUAGAAGAAGACCAAAGAGGUUUAUGGAUGUAGUGAAGGAAGACAUGAGGGUAGUUGGUGUGAGAGAGACAGAUGAAGAAGAAAUAUGUAUAUACAUAUUCACACAUACAUAUAUAUCAAGUAUAAUGCUAUUAAAGUAACAACAAUUUUAUGAAUUUAAGAUAUAAUUUCAGAUGCUUGACUGACAGCCU